Molecule: messenger RNA, 6342 nt
Organism: Carcharodon carcharias (great white shark)
Lineage: Eukaryota; Metazoa; Chordata; Chondrichthyes; Lamniformes; Lamnidae
Product: highly reducing polyketide synthase cm3B-like
Exons: 6
Coding region: 1-6342 (2113 amino acids)
Biological process (GO): fatty acid biosynthetic process
Molecular function (GO): fatty acid synthase activity; 3-oxoacyl-[acyl-carrier-protein] synthase activity
Source: RefSeq, a predicted model, not a curated record
AUGGAAAAUAAAGGUGAAGAAAUAGCAAUUGUUGGAAUAGGAUGCAAUUUUCCUGGAGGAGAAGGCAUUGACAACUUCUGGAAAGUUCUUCUUGAGGGUAGAAACUGUGUAGUAGAUAUUCCACCAGAUCGAUUCGAUACUAAAUUCUGGCAUGACACAGAUGACAACAUAGCUGGAAAAAUGAUCACGAAGCGCGCAUGUUUUAUCGAAGGGUUUAAUGAAUUUGACCACAAGUUAUUUAGCAUUAACCAAACAGAAGCCAACAGUAUGGAUCCACAGCACAAACUUCUGUUAGAGUGCACAUACAAAGCAUUUGAAAAUGCAGGGAUGCCUAUGGAAGACAUCAGCGGCAGUCGGACAGGAGUUUUCAUUGGACUCAUGAAUCGUGACUAUGAAGGGAUUCUAAAUAGUGUUGCCAACAAAAUCACCCAUUACAAUGGGACAGGGACAUCAAUGAGUAUAGCUGCAAAUAGGAUUUCUUUCACUUUCAACCUUACAGGACCAUCAUUGGCUAUCGACACAGCAUGCUCUUCAUCCCUUGUUGCUCUACAUUAUGCUUCUCAGGCCAUCAAGCAAGGUGAUUGCGAGAUGGCUGUUUGUGGGGGAGUGAGUUGUAUCAUUGAACCAAGAGUCAAUGUAGCACUUAGCAAAGCAAAAAUGAUAUCACCCGAUGGAAUGAGCAAGCCAUUUUCCAGCAAUGCUAAUGGGUAUGGAAGAGGAGAAGGUUGUGGAAUUCUUCUGUUGAAGAAGCUUACAAAGGCACAGAAAGACCAUGAUCAUAUUUGGGGAGUAAUAGUCCGUAGUGCAGUCAAUCAGGAUGGUAGGACAGUCACACCCAUCACCAGACCCUCGAAAAUGCAGCAAGAAGAGCUAUUGAGAAGAAUUUACCCCAGAAAUGUUGACCCAUCACAGAUUCAGUACAUGGAAGCUCAUGGAACCGGAACACCAGCUGGUGAUCCUACAGAAGCCGCUAGCAUAUCAAAUAUUCUUGGGAAAUCCAGGCAAUCAAACUUACCUCCACUUAUCAUGGGUUCUGUCAAAGGAAACAUUGGUCAUACAGAGUCAGCUGCAGGAGCAGCAGGUUUAAUUAAAGUGCUUCUCAUGAUGUAUCAUGGAAAAAUCGUGCCGUCACUCCACUACUCUGAGGAGAAUUCAAGCAUCAAUGCAAAAGCAUUGAAUCUGCACAUUCCUACUAGUGUGAAAAAAUGGGAAGAAGGUUUGAUGAAAGAGAAGAUGGCAGGGGUCAACUCAUUUGGAUUUGGGGGAACAAAUGCUCAUGUAGUAGUGAGGCAGUACAGGCAAGAUUCUGUUCAUAACUGUGUACAAAAACCUUUAGAAAUAUUUGUGCUUUCUGCUGCCUCCCAGAAUUCAGUUAAAAUGAUGAUAAAAGAUACAAGUCACCAAAUAAGCGAAAGUGAUGACAUUGUGCUCCAGAACCUGGCAUAUACAUCUGCUUGCAGAAGAAGUCACAAAAAUAACAGAUACAGAAAAGCAUUUGUGGCAUCUUCCAUCAGUCAUCUACAGCAGCAGCUUAAAUCAGCCACAAAUACUGAAGUAGCUCAGAUAAAGACAGGGGUGAAGCUAAUAUUUGUAUUUUGUGGCAAUGGUGUUUUAUACCGAGGUAUGUGCAAACAACUUCUACAAACAGAAGCAGAGUUCCGAACACAAAUUGAAAAGAUAGAACAAACACUCAAGCCAUACACAGACAUCAAAUUACUAGAUUUAAUUCAAGAUGACUAUGCUGACUUCACAAAACCAGACAUAGCACAGCCAGUGCUAUUUGCUAUUCAGAUGGCAAUUGUAUCUCUUUUGAAGUUUUGGGGAGUGCAGCCCGAUGUUACCAUUGGCCAUUCAGUUGGGGAAGUUGCUGCAGUAUAUUGUGCUGGAAUACUUUCAUUACAAGAUGCUGUAAAGGUGCUUUACCACCGAAGUGUAUUACAGUCAACAGUAACAGGGGGGAGAAUGUUAGUGGUUAGCAAUUUACCCCUGUCAACAGUGUCAGACAAGCUUGAUUCAUAUUCAGGGAGCCUGUGCAUUGCUGCGUUUAAUAGUCCCUCAUCAUGUACAGUGUCAGGUGACUCCAAAGCAAUAGACAAACUAUACACAGAAUUAUCCAGUUCAUUUGGUGACAAAAAUGUAUUCCUUCAUAUUUUAGAUGUCUCAGCAGCAUAUCACAGUCACUUAAUGGAACCAAUUUUAAAGCAGGUGGAAGAGAACAUAGGCAACUUAGAAAAACAUGAAACAGAGACAAAAGUAAUUUCCACUGUUACUGGACAAUUAGUUUCAAGGGAUGACUGUGUUACGGGCGAAUAUUGGGCCAGAAAUAUUCGCGACCCUGUUGCUUUUGAACAAGCCAUAAGAGCUGCAGUUGCAGACGUGAAAAGCGCUGUGUUUGUAGAAAUAGGUCCAAGAAGGACCUUACAAAGGUACAUCAAAGAAAUUGUAGGGAAUGAGGCUCUGGUUUUCCCUGCAGUACAGCCAGAUAGAGAUUAUGAAACACUGCUUUCGGUUUUAUCGAAACUCUUUGAACUAGGGUACAAUCCUAACUGGCAAAAUAUGUAUGUAGAACGUGAGACUGCUCCAACAUUGUACCCUUUCUAUAAGUUUGAUCGUGCUAAGCUUCAGGUCAAUUUUGAAGACUUUAGGCAAAGUAAUGAAAAUGCAACAUCUAUCACUCAUCCCCUUCUCCGCAAUUCAAACAGAGAUGGCAAAGAAUACAACUACAACCUAACACCAGCAACAAUGCCAUAUAUAUUGGAGCACAAAAACAACAAUAUACCUAUAUUACCUGGUUCCAUUCAUGUGGAACUUGGCUUAGCAUCUGCCCUGGCAAGUUUUAAGCCAAAGAUACCGCUCGCUUUGUGCCAAAUCAGUAUUACGUUUUUGAAUCCCUGUAUUGUCCAAUCAAACUUAACUGAGCUCAAGGUACAACUUAACAAGGAAGAUAAAGUGACCAAGUUUAUUGUUUUUGCAUCUACUGCCACUUAUGCUAAGGGAGAGGUUCAUCAAGUAACGGAAUGCAUUGUUGAAGAAAAUAUUAUCGCUCUCCAACAUAUUUUGCAAAGAGCUAAAGAAAAGAUAAAGGCAGAAGACAUCUAUGAUAAGCUCUCUUCUUUAGGUUUCCAAUACGGUUCAGUUUUUAGACACCUUGGGGAUGUGUUUUGUGGGGAUGAGUUAAAGGAAGCUAUAGCAUGUAUUAAGGUACCUGACGAGAUUGUGCUGCAGAUGCAUGAUUACCACAUUCAUCCAGUCAUUUUAGAUUAUUAUUUGCAAAUGACAGCUGUUGUAGCAAUGAAAAUGUCAAAUUCUAGAGCAGGAUUCCCGACAUUCAUAGGGAGUUUGACAGUAUGCCGACCAAUGCAAAAGGAAAUGAUGAUGUAUCUGAGGACAUGUAAAAAUACUGCAGAGUUUUUCGAGGUCUCUGGGGGGUUUACGGAUCCAAAGGGAGCCCUCAUUGCAGAACUAAAAAAUGUCAGAAUUACAUUUCUUAACCAACAAAAUUCCACAGAAUUCAAUAACCUUUUUUACCAGAAUACUUGGGAGGAAAUUGUUCACCUUCCCAUACCUUCCAAAGGUAUGGGUCAUGCUUCUGCCCCCAAAUCAUUGGUCUUUGCAGAUAACUGUGGAAUUGCCAACAGCCUACAAAGGUACUUGCACAGUCAGUCCUCAUAUAUUCCUUACCGGGAACCUAGGACAUUGAUGCACACAGAAAUUACCCAGGUUCUAAGACAGCACAAUAUAAAUGAUUUGAGCAGCUUUGAUGAAGUGUUAUUCUUGUGGGGAAUGCAAAACUUAACUGACCAGAACAGCAAAACAGUGGUGGAGCAUAUUAGCAGCUGCUGUGAGAUUUACCGUCAAAUCCUUCAACUAGUUGGAGGGAAAAAAUCCAAAAAGUCUAUCAGAACAAUCACGUUCAGGACAUCAGAAAAAACAGUGGAUCAAAUCACUCCAGGCUUUGCCUUAUGGGGUAUGACCAGAUCAUGUGCCGCAGAACUUCAGGAGGUUACCUUUCACCUGAUUGACGUCAGCUCUGCCCAUGAUGCAGACAUUACAGCAUUAGCAAAUGCAAUUACCUUGCCUCAUAAUUACCCUGAAGUAAUGAUUAGGCUAGGAAAGAUGUAUACAUCCCACAUCACACGAAUGCCCAGUAAAAUUUCUGACAACAUUCACAGCAUGGUUCCUUACUCUGCUUUUGAAAAUGUUAGUUUCCAAACAAUGGAUCCCUACAAAGUUGUAAAUUUCCAUGCAAAGCCACAACAAGACAAAAUGAAUGAGCCAACAGAACAAACUGUGCACAUUAAAAUUGAUAAAAUUUGCAUCCAUUCGUCAGAUUACUUUCCAAUCAGUGUAUCAGAUAUGAACUUUGGACGGACAAUGUACUGGGACAAAACUAUGAAAGAUGGGCACAAACUACUUGCUCUAGACUUCAGUGGUACAGUAACAGCAGUCAGCAGUGAUGUAAAGACCUGUAAAAUAGGAGAUCACAUUGUUGCGUGUUACCCAGUUGCUGCAUUUUCAACUGUCACCCUUUCUGCAUCCGUUUGUUACAAAAGCAGUAAAAUUCCAAUGCUGAAGCAGACACCAUGCGUUUCAUAUUUUUUACUUGCAUGGGAAAUACUAAAUAACAUUUUGCCUAGAGCUAAAAGUUACAAAAGCUUGGCAAUUGUUUCCAUUGCACCAGAAUCAUGUUUGAGUCAAGUGCUGUCCCUGGCAGCCAAAAGGUUGGGCUGGAGAGUUCAAAUUGAACAUAAUGACUUUUCACCUGCUUGUAUUCAUUCUGAUGCAUUGCUUUUCCUGCCUCCUUUUAAGACACCCUUAGUUGCAAAGUAUGUCAACAGCUCUUUUGCUAAACAUGUUGUUGUUCUCUUUGACAACAACCAGGUGCUUGACGCUUCUCAAAACAUUCCUGGUUGUGAAAAGGACAGUAUUUAUGUUCACGUUUUGCAGGUAGCUAACAUAUUUCAGAAGGGCUAUCUUAGGAAAUCUGCACAUGAUGUUUACAAGUGGAUGAAAUCAAUGCAUUUAAAAAGGAAGCAGCUUGAUUUACCAAAAAUUAACUUUCAGCAAAUGAUCUCUGAUGUGGAUGAAGGCAGGGCCGAGUCAUACUUUACCUGCAAAGCUGUUUCAAUUGUAGAUCUGAAUAGCACAUGUGCACCAAAUAGUGGUAUGUCAGAGAUACAAGUGUAUCACAACCAAAAGCAACUUUUUAAAAGUGAUGCUGCAUAUAUAGUGACAGGGGGACUUACAGGGCUUGGCUUUCAGACGGUAAAUUUCAUUGCCUCACAUGGUGGUGGAUAUGUCAUUAUUCUGUCAAGAAGCACCCCAUCUAAUGAGAAGCAGGGAGAAUUGAGAAAUCUCUGGAACUUGUUUGGGACUAUUGUAACUAGCAUAGCCUGUGACAUUUCAGUGCUGUCAGAUGUUGAGAAAGCAAUCAAUGCCUUUUAUCACUUCUUUCCGAAGAUUACAAUUAAAGGAGUUUUUCACAGUGCUGUUGUAUUACAUGAUGGCUUUCUUCAAUCUCUAAACAAAUCAUUGUUUGAAAAAGUUCUGAAUCCCAAAAUUGCAGGAGUUCUGAAUCUUCACUGUACAACGCAAUCCCUCCAGCUGGACUACUUUGUAUGUUACUCAUCGAUUGCAUCAUUUAGUGGAAAUUCAGCCCAAUCAAACUAUUCUGCAGCAAACUCGUUUCUUGACUUCUUUAUCCACUAUAGGCGAAACCAAGGGCUUGUAGGGCAAUCUUUAAACUGGGGUGCAUUAAACCUUGGUCUGUUACUCAAUAAGGAUAACACCCAAAGAUUUCUGGAAUCAAAAGGGAUAAUGGUUAUGGAAGCUUCAGAAAUUUCUGAAUGCCUUGAACACUGCUUGGUACUAAACAAUCCGCAACAAGCUGUAUGUAAAUUUAAUUUCUUGAAUUUAUAUAAGAAUGUUGUCUCUCAAAAUCUAUUCCUCAAAGCACGAUUCCUUUCACUUGUACAGGAGGAGAUCAGUAAAACACAGCUCAAUCAAGAGCAAGUUUUAUCUAGUAAUUCAACAAUGACACCUGAGCAGUAUGUCAUUGCAUUGUUGUCUGAAGUCAGCAAUGCUGACCCUGCAGAGUUUACGAAAGAGUCAUAUCUUUCCAGCUUUGGCCUUGAUUCCAUGCUAAGCAUGACAAUACAGAAUCGUAUUUAUCAGGAGAAAAACAUCAACUUGCCACUGGUAACAUUUCUUGAUCCAAAGACAACAGUACGUACUGUGGUGUCACUGCUUGAAGAGAAAACUGCUAUCCAACCACACUCUGGAAAAACAACUCUGCCACUGAAUAAAUCUUUGAGUGAUACACUUGAGUACAGCCAGUUGUAA